GCGCGGGUUACUUGCAAGUGUCAUCUCAUCCAUAUCGGAGAGAAACCAGCGGCCGUGAUUCGGUCACCACGACUUGGGGGGUCCUCUGCAACCCCUUCUUUCUUCUCCUCCUCGCCACCGCUCCAGCCGAUGCCGGAGACCGAUCGGGGGGCCCAUCCAACGGACGGCCAGAAUGGGCCGCCGCCCAGCGACCCACCAGCGCGCGAGAAGCAGGAGAUCUCCGACGGCACGGUGGCCGCCGACGCGCCGUCGGAUCAGGACGACGGCGUUGACGCGGCGGUGCCUCUGGUGAGCCCUACCUCGAACCAGCUCACGCUCCUCUACCAGGGAGAGGCCUACGUCUUCGAAUCCGUCUCCCCCGAAAAGGUGCAAGCUGUGUUGUUACUAUUGGGAGGAUGUGAAAUGCCUUCUGGUACAGCUGGCAUGGCACUAUCCUGUCUGCAGGAUGAUAGGGUACUAGUAUUUUGGUUGAAUUGCAUUAUUUUGUUUGCUAUUUCUAAAUCAGUUUUGGAUGAUAUUUUACAGUACACAACUAUGCCAGCAAAGAGGAUUGCUUCGCUAAUUAGAUUUCGAGAGAAGAGAAAGGAGAGAUGUUUCGAUAAGAAAAUUCGAUACAAUGUCCGCAAGGAGGUAGCUCUCAGAAUGAAGCGCCGGAAGGGGCAAUUUGCUGGGAAGGCCAAUCCUGAGGAUGAGGCAUCAGUCUCUUCAAGUUGUGAUCCUGCCCAAAGCUCUAGCCAUGAUGAUAAUCCUCGAGAAAUGAAAAUCUGCCAAAACUGUGGCAUCAGUGAGAAACUGACUCCAGCAAUGCGUCGUGGACCAGCUGGUCCAAGGUCUCUUUGCAAUGCUUGUGGAUUGAUGUGGGCAAACAAGGGUACUUUGAGAAGUGUCGCUACAACCUCCAAAAUGGGCAUCCAGAAUCCUGCCAAUCCUAAUGAGAUGGUAGGAUCUGUUGGAUCAGAAAUGAAGAGUGACACCAAGGCACUUCUUACCUCAAAUAAUCAUGAUUCAGUUGUGACCAGCGCCGAGAUGUGAGUGCAAGAAGCGCAUAAAUAUCCACAAACUGAUUUGAUAUGAAAUUGUAGCUGUAUAUACUUCUUUGCUUUGUUGAGAGCAGCACGAGUACUACUGGCAGAUGUGCAGCAUGAAAUGAAGACAUGGACACAUUUGCCGGAGUAUUUAAACAGUUUUAUACUAAAUAAUUUGUGGGCUUCCCCGAUCUGCAGAAAAUGCCAAUACUUGAAAUGACGAUGUUGGGGAUGGCGGAAUUUCCAAUGUCUAAGCAUACCUGAUCGAUGGCAGCACAAGAGUGCCAUGCUUAACCUGUUUGUACUGAAACCUGUAUGAGCUGGCUGGGACUCGAUGCAUAUCUCUAGAACUUAAGAUAUCCUUGAUUUUUCCUAAAGGAAUCAUAUGAUUUUCGCUAAAAAUUAC
This is a messenger RNA of Phoenix dactylifera (date palm), 1431 nucleotides long. RefSeq names its product GATA transcription factor 19-like. NCBI's taxonomy places the organism in Eukaryota, Viridiplantae, Streptophyta, Magnoliopsida, Arecales, Arecaceae. Gene Ontology annotation, biological process: regulation of DNA-templated transcription. Gene Ontology annotation, molecular function: zinc ion binding; sequence-specific DNA binding; protein binding. The record is from RefSeq and is a predicted model, not a curated record.